Vicia villosa (hairy vetch) is the source of this 2432-nucleotide messenger RNA. Its product is annotated as hydroxyproline O-galactosyltransferase GALT6-like. The transcript is spliced from 7 exons. Gene Ontology annotation, molecular function: galactosyltransferase activity; carbohydrate binding. The record is from RefSeq and is a predicted model, not a curated record. Bases 177 to 2102 code for a protein of 641 amino acids. Gene Ontology annotation, cellular component: Golgi membrane. NCBI's taxonomy places the organism in Eukaryota, Viridiplantae, Streptophyta, Magnoliopsida, Fabales, Fabaceae.
UCACUUUCAUUCUCUUUCUCUGUUCUCUUCUCUCUGCAUUUAUAUUUAUUCAUGUCACUGCAACAAGAAAGCAUUUUUCAACCUUCCCCAAAUUCCAAUUUUCGAAAUCCUUCAACAACCCUUUUGAUUCCAUUUUUCAAAAAUUCAAACUUUUUCUUCCAUUUUUGUAGUUAAAGAUGAAGAAGUUAGUGAAGGUUGAAUUGUUCACACUCCCCAAUAGACUCACACUGAUUCAAAUUUUCAUGUUGUUGAUGCUUUUCUACAUGCUCUUCAUGAGCUUUGAAAUUCCCUUAGCAUUCAAAGCAGGGGUUGGUUCAGAAAAAGUUGCUAUUGGGUUUCUCACCGACUCAAUGCCGCUUUUGGCAGAACAAAACCACCAGGAAAUUCGACCCUUUGGGUUUCAAUUUCAAUCACAGAAAGUUUCAACUUUGAGCUUCAACAAGAGCUUUGAUGGUGCAUCAGAGCUUCACAAGGUGGCAAAACAGGCUUACAUUUCGGGGAAGAAGUUAUGGGAGGAAGUUGAGAGUGGUAAAGUUAAGAGCUUUUCGGGUUUUAAAAUUGAAAACAGUUCGGAUACUUGUUUGAAUUCGGUUUCAAUUUCUGGGUUUGAGUUUAGGGAGAAGCUGAAAGGGGUUAUGGUUUUGCCUUGUGGGUUGACACUUUGGUCGCAUGUGACUGUUGUGGGGACACCACGUUGGGCUCAUGGGGAGAUUGAUUCGAAGAUUGGGGUUGUGAAGGAUGGUGAUGAGCCUGUGAUGGUUUCGCAGUUUAUGAUGGAGUUGCAGGGUUUGAAAGCUGUUGAGAAUGAAGAGCCACCGAAGAUAUUGCAUUUUAAUCCUAGGCUUAAAGGGGAUUGGAGUGGGAAGCCUGUGAUUGAGCAGAAUACUUGUUAUAGGAUGCAAUGGGGUACUGCUCUUAGGUGUGAGGGAUGGAAGUCUCGCGCAGAUGAGGAAACUGUUGAUGGACAGGUGAAAUGUGAAAAAUGGAUUCACGAUGAUGAGAACCGAUCGGAAGAGUGGAAGGCGACAUGGUGGUUGAACAGACUAAUGGGUCGGAAAAAAGACGUGCAUGUGGAUUGGCCAUAUCCUUUUGCUGAAGGGAAGUUAUUUGUUCUCACCAUAAGUGCUGGCUUGGAAGGUUACCAUAUUACUGUGGAUGGGAGGCAUGUGACGUCCUUUCCGUAUCGCACUGGCUUUGCUCUUGAGGAUGCUACCGGACUAUCAAUAAACGGGGACGUCGAUGUGCACUCUAUAUAUGCUGCUUCCUUACCUACAUCGCAUCCUAGCUUUGCUCCGCAGAUGCAUCUAGAAUUGCUUCCUCAGUGGAAGGCUCCACCUAUUCUUGGCGUGAAUGUCGAGCUUUUCAUUGGUAUCCUUUCUGCUGGAAACCAUUUUGCAGAACGUAUGGCAGUGAGGAAGUCAUGGAUGCAACAUAAGCUAAUCAAAUCCUCACAUAUUGUGGCUCGGUUUUUCGUAGCCUUGCAUGCAAGGAAAGAUAUAAACGUGGAAAUAAAGAAAGAAGCCGAGUAUUUCGGCGAUAUUAUUAUAGUCCCAUACAUGGAUCAUUAUGACCUUGUUGUUUUGAAGACCAUAGCUAUAUGUGAAUACGGGAUUCGCACCGUGGCUGCCAAGUAUAUCAUGAAGUGUGAUGAUGACACAUUUGUUAGAGUGGAUUCUAUCGUAAGCGAGGCAAGAGAAUUUGAAAGUGAUGAAAGCUUUUAUAUGGGAAAUAUGAAUUACCACCACAGGCCUCUUCGCGAUGGGAAAUGGGCCGUAACUUACGAGGAAUGGAUGGAGGAAGAAUAUCCUCCCUAUGCUAACGGUCCGGGAUACAUCAUCUCCUCUGACAUUGCUCAGUUCAUUGUAUCCGAAUUUGAACAGCAAAGAUUAAAAUUAUUCAAAAUGGAAGAUGUGAGCAUGGGAAUGUGGGUAGAGAAAUUCAACAGCACAAAAGAAGUAGAGUAUGUGCACAGUUUCAAGUUCUGCCAAUUCGGUUGCAUUGAAGAUUACUACACCGCGCAUUACCAAUCACCGAGACAAAUGACGUGCAUGUGGAAUAAAUUGCAACAUCAAGGUAAACCACUUUGCUGCAACAUGAGAUGACAAAGACAGAACCACCACAUCUAGGAAAGUUGCACAGUUUUCAUGAUAGUGUUUAUUUAUGUAAAUUAGCCUUCUUCUGAGGCGGUUUUGCUCAACCUAUCAGUUCGUUGUUUUCCGCCUUUUAUUUGAACCAUUCUCUCACCUUAAAGAAUAGAUUAGAUAGUCUAGGCAUGUUACAUAUAAAUAGUAAGAGGGAAAGAGAGGGAGAGAGAGUGAGAGGGAGAGAGUGAAAGUUGGGUACUACAGCGACUGAUGAAGGAACAAACCAAUGGUUUGUAUUUGUAGUGUAGACUUUAGAAGAAGCGGAAUAAAAUUUGUUUUCUUCUUUCA